Messenger RNA from Populus euphratica (Euphrates poplar), 4920 nucleotides. RefSeq names its product histidine kinase 3-like. Gene Ontology annotation, cellular component: nucleus. The record is from RefSeq and is a predicted model, not a curated record. Lineage: Eukaryota; Viridiplantae; Streptophyta; Magnoliopsida; Malpighiales; Salicaceae. Gene Ontology annotation, biological process: phosphorelay signal transduction system; phosphorylation. Gene Ontology annotation, molecular function: phosphorelay sensor kinase activity. The transcript is spliced from 11 exons. The coding region runs from base 1089 to 4151 and encodes 1020 amino acids.
AAUUUGCUGUCCAUGCAUCCCUGUUUAACGUAAACAGAAUAAAAUAUUGGAAGUCAUCGAAAAUGAAAAUGAAUAUCCUUGUCGAUUUAUGGUAGUAUUUUGUGUGUUUGAAAUAAUUUUUAUGGCAUGGAUAUAGAUAAUGGGGCUGGAAGGCUAGCAGACAUUUUCUAUAACCUUAUUCUCUCAUCUUUAUUUCAUAGAUUCUUCAUUUGUUAGUGUGUCCAUGAGUAACUCGCUCUUGUUACCUUCUUUUUCCACUAGCAGUACUCGAGCCGUUUCUUCUUGUUGUACUUUUGUUGUCUCUACUUCUUCUCGUUGUGUAAUUUCUUGUGUGCAUAAACUUGGUGGAAACACUUGAGAGAGUCAAACCUUCAAUGGUGGUUCUUGAUUUUCUUCUACUAUUUGUUCUGAGUUGAGAAAUUUGUAAGGACUCUCUUGUCAAACUUGAUUUUCUGGCUAGAAUCUUUGUUGGAUGUUGGAGUUUGUGUUUUAAUACAAGCUGAAUUUCGAAUCUUUGUAUGUUCUGGUCCGUUUGUUUUUCCAGGUGUUGUUUUUGGUUGGUAGUUAACUGGAUAAAAACCAUUUAAGCUCUGUUUUAGAUUAGAAACUCAAGAAUCUUGAGGAUUCUUUGAUUCUUUCUUGAGGGUGUAUGUGUGAAUUACUUUUCUUGUUUAAUAUCUGGUCCUCUUGUAGCAUUCAAAAUCUGAACUUCGUAGCUGUUUUGACGGAUAAGAUCGCAUCUUUUCCUGAAACACACAUCUCCUUUCCGAGUUCCACUUCUCUGUAAUUGAAUUUGGAGUUUGGUGAAGUUCUCUAAAUAUUCUUCUUCGUUUAACCGUGCCUCUUCUUGGCCUCAUAGGUGAAGUUCGCUAACUAUUCUUCUUCGUUUAACCGUGCCUCUUCUUGGUCUUUUAAGUUUGGAUUUCUUUUGAUGUUGGGUUCUACUAGACAGUCUCUGUAGACUUGACAGUAGCUUCCUUUCUUUCUCUCUCCCUUUAUUUUUUUCUACACCUAGGGCUAGGCAAUAAGUAAGACCCACUUAAACCUUGGUACUGUUUUUAGAUAUCCCGUGUUUGUUACUGCUUUGGAUGAGUUUGCUUCAUGUAUUUGGGUUUGGUUUAAAGGUGGGUCAUCUACUUUGGAUGCUAUGUUGCUGGAUUGUAUCAGUAAUUUCCAUGAACUGGUUCAUUAAUGGUGGAAUUUUGGAGACCAAGGCCGGUUUGCUUGGUGAUGGUGGCAAGAUGUGGCUCAAAUGCUUGGAGAAAGUUUCAGGGAAUAGUUGCAAGAUCCAUCAUCUCUACUACCAGUAUAUUGGUUCCAAGAGAAUUAGAAAAACAUGGUGGCGAAAGCUUUUGGUCGCGUGGAUAGUUGGCUGGAUCAUUGUCUCUGUUUGGAUCUUCUGGUACAUGAGCUCACAAGCUUUUGAGAAGAGGAAAGAGACACUUGCAAGUAUGUGUGAUGAGAGGGCUAGAAUGCUACAGGAUCAGUUUAAUGUGAGCAUGAACCAUGUGCAGGCCAUGUCCAUUUUAAUCGCAACCUUUCAUCAUGGCAAAAACCCUUCCGCUAUUGAUCAGAGGACUUUCGCGAGGUAUACGGAGAGAACCGCUUUUGAGAGGCCCCUGACUAGUGGAGUAGCAUACGCUGUAAGGGUGAUCCACUCUGAGAGGGAACAAUUUGAGAAGCAACAAGGCUGGACUAUUAAGAGGAUGGAUACCUUUGAACAAAGUCCAGUUCAAAAGGAUGACAAUGUCGCCAAAGCAUUGGAGCCAUCCCCAGUUCAGGAAGAAUAUGCUCCUGUCAUCUUUGCACAGGAUACUGUCGCACAUGUGGUUUCCCUUGAUAUGCUGUCAGGAACAGAAGACCGUGAAAACGUGUUGCGUGCUAGAGCAUCUGGAAAGGGGGUUCUAACUGCUCCUUUCAGGUUACUCAAAACUAACCGUCUUGGAGUUAUUUUGACAUUUGCUGUCUACAAGACAGACCUCCCUUCUAAUGCAAUGUCAAAUGAGAGGAUUCAAGCAACUGACGGGUACCUUGGAGGAAUCUUUGACAUUGAGUCGCUUGUGGAAAAGCUACUUCAACAGCUUGCAAGCAAGCAAACUAUCUUAGUGAAUGUAUAUGAUAUUACUAAUCAGUCUCACCCUAUCAGCAUGUAUGGUUCCAAUGUAUCAGAUGAUGGGCUGGAACAUGUCAGUGCCCUUAAUUUUGGGGAUCCUUUCAGAAAGCAUGAGAUGCGCUGCAGAUUCAAACAAAAACCACCAUGGCCAUGGUUAGCAAUAACAACAUCAAUUGGCAUCCUUGUGAUUGCAUUGCUUAUUGGUUACAUAUUCCAUGCAACUAUGAAUCGAAUAGCCAAAGUUGAAGAUGAUUUCCAUGAGAUGAUGGAGCUUAAAAAACGAGCUGAGGCAGCUGAUGUUGCAAAAUCUCAGUUUCUUGCUACGGUUUCCCACGAGAUCAGAACCCCAAUGAAUGGUGUCCUAGGAAUGCUACAUAUGCUUAUGGACACAGAACUAGACGCAACUCAGCAAGAUUAUGUUAGAACUGCACAAGACAGUGGAAAAGCACUAGUCUCACUUAUAAAUGAGGUCUUGGAUCAAGCAAAGAUUGAAUCUGGUAAGAUUGAGCUUGAGGCAAUGCAGUUUGACCUGCGAGCAAUUAUGGAUGAAGUAUUGGCACUCUUUUCUGGCAAGGCUCAUGAGAAAGGUGUUGAGCUGGCAGUUUACGUGUCUGAUGGUGUUCCUGAAAUGCUAAUCGGUGAUCCAGGGAGGUUUCGGCAAAUUAUUACCAAUCUCAUGGGGAAUUCAAUCAAAUUUACAAAGAGAGGGCACAUCUUUCUCACUGUUCAUCUUGUAGCGGAGGUAAUGGACUCGAUAGAUGUUGAGACAGAAUCAUCAUCACGAAACACCUUGAGUGGUUUGCCAGUUGCAGAUAGAUGCCGGAGUUGGGUAGGAUUUAAGACUUUCAAUCCAGAGGGAUCAAGUCAUACUCUCUUGCCAUCCUCUUCUGACCUCAUCAAUCUAAUAGUUUCAGUUGAGGAUACAGGAGAAGGGAUCCCUCUAGAAGCCCAACCUCGUGUUUUUACUCCUUUUAUGCAGGUUGAUCCCUCCAUUUCCAGGAAAUAUGGAGGCACAGGCAUUGGCCUAAGCAUAAGCAAGUGUUUGGUUGGCCUCAUGAAUGGGGAUAUUGGCUUUGUUAGCAUACCGGAUAUUGGGUCCACCUUCACGUUCACUGCUGUCUUUAGCAACGGUUGCUCCAAUUCAAAUGACUCCAAACUCCAGAAGCAGAGACUAAAAACCCAAACUAACACAAUGUCUUCCAAAUUUCAGGGCAUGACUGCAUUGGUUGUGGACCCCAAGCCUGUUAGGGCCAAGGUCUCAAGAUAUCAGAUCCAACGACUAGGAAUACGUGUUGAAUUAGUUUUGGAUUUAAAUCAAGGUUUAUCUAGCAUAAGCAAUGAAAAUAAAGUUGUCAAUAUGGUCUUUAUUGAACAGGAAGUUUGGGAUAAGGAUUCGAGCAUUUCAGCUCUCUUCGUCAACAAGUUACAAAAAAUUGACUUGGGGGUUUCUCCAAAACUGUUCCUCUUGGGAAAUUCUCUUAGUUCUUCAAGAACAAACACUGCAACUUCUGGUGUUUAUACCCCAAGUGUCAUAACCAAGCCCCUCAAGGCAAGUAUGCUGGCUGAUUCUUUACAACGAGCAAUGGGUGGGAAUAAGGGGAAUCCUUGCAAUGGAGAGCACCCUAGUUUGUCUCUUCGCAAACUCCUUGUUGGAAGAAAAAUGCUUAUUGUAGAUGACAAUAAUGUGAACCUCAUGGUAGCUGCUGGUGCUUUGAAGAAGUAUGGAGCUGAUGUUGUCUGUGCAGAUAGUGGCCAAAAGGCGAUCAAAUUGCUUAAGCCACCUCACAAAUUUGAUGCAUGCUUCAUGGAUAUCCAAAUGCCUGAAAUGGACGGGUUUGAAGCUACAAGGAGAAUUCGGGAUAUGGAGUCAAAUUGGCAUAUACCGAUACUGGCAAUGACUGCAGAUGUGAUCCAGGCUACAUACGAGGAAUGCCAGAGAUGUGGGAUGGAUGGAUAUGUUUCCAAGCCGUUUGAAGCUGAACAACUCUAUCAGGAAGUUUCACGAUUUUUGCAGCCAACUUCCAGUGCGAAUUUGUAGAGUGCUUAUUUUGAAGGCUACUCAUGACAUGAGCUCAAGCACCUAUUCUCCAGGGCUUGAAGGGGUUGAGAGUUUUCUCGAACACACACCUUUCUCAAUUGUUCCUCAGAUGUUCGACUCUAAACGUCAAAUUACUUUGCUACCUCACAAGCUUGUGGACUUCCUGAUCCGCUUGAUGUUUCUCCGAAAAAAAAAAUCGUUUUGUUGCGGAGAGUGUAAAUAGAAGCCAUGAUUGAUUGGUUGGGCUCUAGUUCAUUGAUUGUUUUACGGGCUGCAUAAUGAAAGCUGAUUCCCUUUUCCUUGUAAAGUUGAUCUCAUUUCCUAGCUGUCAUAAGUGGUUAGGGACGGGGGUUUAUUGGUAGAGACACAACUCUUAGAAUAGGACGUUGGAUUCAAUUCUUACUUUCCAGUGGAUGGAGAAAUCCAGAUUCCCGAGUGUAUCAUAGAAAAUACGGAAUUGCAUUCUCCUUCAUGUGAAGUAAUAAAUCAGUGAGAAGCCGAAGAGAUCUCUCUUUCUUUGAGGGUGGCCGCCCGUGCCUCGGAUACAAGAUUCUCUCGGAAGAAGGAAAGAUAGCUUCUUGGUAGCAAAGGAGAGGAUGCUUCAUGUAUAUUAUCUCUUUAAUGACGAUGUUGAUGUGUACCAUACUAGGUUACUUUGUUAGAUGUUUCUAACAGUACCAGAAGGUUGUACUGCUAAGAAUUGAUGUAACUUAUACAGUGACUGUGUAAAAAAUUUGAGUAAUCGCAAGAUUCUUGUCUGUUCAUCACA